AUGAGUCCGUCUGCCCGCCUGCGGCUCCUCGCCGCCCACAACUGGUCGACGUUUCGCCGACAGCCCUGGAACGAGAUCUCGGGUUCGCUGGGUGACCUGGGCACGUUCCUCCCCAUCGUCAUUGCCUUGACCGAAGGCCGCCAGAUCGCCCUGACGACCACCCUCAUCUUUUCGGGCGUGUACAACAUCCUGACCGGUGCCUGCUUCGGGAUCCCGCUGCCGGUGCAGCCGAUGAAGGCGAUCGCCGCCGUCGCGAUCCUCAAGUCCCUGACCGCGGGCCAGACGGCAGCGGCCGGCAUCUUCGUCUCCAGCUGCAUCCUGCUCUUCAGCGUUACAGGUCUUCUGUCGUGGUUCACACGGGUGAUCCCCAUCCCCGUGGUCAAGGGAAUCCAGGUCGGGGCUGGGUUGAGCUUGAUCAUCGCAGCAGGCACCAAGGCACUCUCGUCCCUGUCGUGGACGACGCCGUCCUGGGCAGACAAUUAUCUAUGGAUGACACUGGCCUUCCUCGCUCUCUUCGCCAUCAAUCUGCGCCCACGGACGCCGUACGCCCUGAUCCUGUUCCUCGUCGGGGUGGCGUUUGCAAUGAUCCAAAUAACAGCCGACGACAGGCACCGCCUCCCAGGAUUCCACAUGUGGCGUCCAUACACCCAUGCACCGUCGGCAAGGGAGUGGAAGACUGGGAUCCUCGACGCGGGCAUCGGCCAACUACCGCUCACGACGCUCAACUCCAUCAUCGCCGUCACCCACCUCGCCACUGAUCUCCUCCCGGACGUUGAAACCCCUACGGUCACGGCCAUCGGCGUCAGUGUGGCCGGCAUGAAUCUCUUCGGAUGCUGGUUCGGGGCCAUGCCGGUGUGCCAUGGUUCGGGGGGGUUGGCGGCACAAUAUCGAUUUGGUGCUCGCUCAGGGGCCAGUAUCAUCUUUCUCGGCCUCCUGAAGCUGCUCCUGGGCAUCCUUUUCGGCGAGAGUCUUACAGAUGUUCUACAUCGAUUCCCUCUGGCAUUCCUGUCGGUCAUGAUCAUCGCGGCCGGACUGGAAUUGGCCAGUGUUGGGGAGAGUCUGAACACGCCCCGCGCGCGAGACCUAAGCAAGGAAGGGUCCGGAGCGAGACGCAUUGAUAUCACGGACGAAGAAAAGAAGCAGAGAUGGACUGUCAUGUUGGUGACGGCUGGCCUGCUUAUUGCGUUCAAAAACGACGCCAUCGGCUUCUCCGCCGGCAUGUGCUGCCAUUGGAGCUUUCAACUGUCCAGCUAUCUAACGCAACGAGCUGCAACAAAGAGAAGAAGAAGACACGUUGGAACGCCCGAUGAUGCAGAAGAGCGUGUGAGCCUCCUUUCAUGA
This is a messenger RNA of Fonsecaea erecta, 1341 nucleotides long. RefSeq lists its product as hypothetical. Gene Ontology annotation, molecular function: molybdate ion transmembrane transporter activity. Bases 1 to 1341 code for a protein of 446 amino acids. Gene Ontology annotation, biological process: molybdate ion transport. NCBI's taxonomy places the organism in Eukaryota, Fungi, Ascomycota, Eurotiomycetes, Chaetothyriales, Herpotrichiellaceae. The record is from RefSeq and is a predicted model, not a curated record. The transcript has a single exon.